CUCGUCAAACCCGUAACUCUGCUUUCUCCGUGUGGAUCUUCCGUUUGAAUUUGAAACCCGAUUCUCAAAUUGCUUUUUCUCUGUCUUUAGUGUUCAAAUUGCCAAUUUUGCAUCUCAAGAUUACCCCUUUUCUGUGUGCGUUACAGUAGUUUUUGGUGAUGGGAUGGCUUAUAAUAUCAUAAUAAGCUUUCAACGACUUUCCCUGCCUUUGAUUCUUCACAAAAGCCAAAACCCACCGCCGACUGUCUGUUCCCUCCUCUAAUUUCUUCUUCCAUUUCAUAGAAUUCAUUUUUCUAAGUCAACUUUGUCGCCUGUCUCUUUGUACCCUUGUAUCCCCGAUUGCUUUUGAAGGGUUUUGGGUAACAAAGUUCAAUGCUUUGAAUUUUUCAUGUUCUAUUCUUUCUGGGUUUAGAUAAAGACAUCCCCUUUUUCCCUAGAUUUUGAGUUUUAUUUCUAUAACUCUGGGUCAUUGGUCUUGGUCAGGGAUUGGUGGGAUUGGGUCCUUUUCUUAGGGUUUACUUUUCUUUGGUUUUGGUUUUGUGUUUUUUGUUUUUUUUUCUCUGUUGGUCACUUUUAUUUUUAUUUUAUUUUUUUCAGGUUUCAUAGGAGAGAACAAGUAUUCUCAACAUCCUUAUUGGUCUGUGACUUUGUGUUUUUUAACACCCUUAAAAAGCCUUGGAUUAUCAGGUCAAUCUUGGAGGGAAUUCAGAAUUGAUAAUUGGAGUUGGAAUAAGAAAAGGGGUUGGUGAAACUGGGUUUCUAUUCCAUCUUAUUUGUACCUGUUUUAUUUGAUAGGUUUUGAUAUUUUUUUUUGAUUGAUUAUAGGCUGUGACUGUCUAUUUCCAUUAUUGAUAUUAUAUGGGUGUUUGAUGCAAACUGAGAGAUAGAAUUUUUUCUCGAUAGUUGCUGUUUCUUGAAUUCUACAUAGACUUGUUGUUCUAUCUGGGUUCUUCAAGUAUGGAUUUGAAAACCCGUGAUGAAGGUAACGGUGUUAAGUCACCAAUGAAAUUAGAUAACCGGGAAGAAGUUGUGAAUACAAAGGUGAAGGGUACAGGGAGUGUUAGUAAUAAGGAUAUGUUAUUUAGAGCCGAUAAGAUUGAUUUGAAAAAUCUAGAUAUACAACUAGAGAAGCAUCUGAGUAAGGUUUGGUCUAAAAACACUGUGAAUCAAAGCCAAAGGCCUGCAGAAGAAUGGGAGAUUGAUCUGUCCAAGUUGGAUAUAAGGUAUGUCAUAGCUCAUGGGACUUAUGGGACAGUGUAUCGUGGCACCUAUGACAACCAAGAUGUUGCUGUGAAGCUGUUGGACUGGGGCGAGGAUGGUAUGGCCACAGCUGCUGAAACUGCUGCUCUUCGGGCAUCAUUUCAGAAAGAGGUUGCUGUUUGGCACAAGCUUGACCAUCCUAAUGUUACAAAAUUUGUUGGAGCCUCAAUGGGAACUUCAAACCUUAAGAUACCUUCAAAAGAUUCAGCUGAUGGUCAGAAUUCUCUUCCUUCUAGAGCUUGUUGUGUAGUUGUGGAGUAUCUCCCAGGUGGCACACUUAAACAAUACUUGAUAAAAAAUAGGCGAAAGAAACUUGCCUUUAAGGUUGUGAUCCAACUUGCUUUGGAUCUCUCCAGGGGUCUCAGCUAUCUACACUCAAAGAAGAUUGUGCAUCGUGAUGUCAAAACUGAAAACAUGUUACUAGAUUCUCAAAGAACUCUUAAAAUUGCUGAUUUUGGUGUUGCCCGUGUUGAAGCUCAGAAUCCAAAGGACAUGACUGGUGAAACUGGUACCCUUGGAUACAUGGCCCCGGAGGUUCUUGAUGGUAAGCCCUAUAAUAGAAGAUGUGAUGUCUACAGCUUCGGCAUAUGCUUGUGGGAAAUUUAUUGCUGUGAUAUGCCUUAUCCAGAUCUUAGCUUUGCUGAUGUCUCAUCUGCAGUUGUGCGACAGAAUUUACGACCUGAGAUCCCCAGAUGCUGCCCAAGUUCACUAGCAAAUAUCAUGCGAAAAUGCUGGUAUGCAAAUGCAGAUAAGCGUCCUGAAAUGGAUAAAGUGGUGAGAAUGCUGGAGGCAAUUGAUACCAGCAAGGGAGGAGGGAUGAUACCCGAAGACCAGACUCCAACUUGUUUCUGCUUUGCUCCUGCUCGUGGCCCUUGAUUUUUAUCAUCAUUAUUUUCUCUCCAUUUUUUAUACAAAGAUGAAGUAAAAAAUGAAGGGCCUGUUGCAUUCUUUGCUUGUUUUUAUGUUCAGGAGUGCAGAAAACAUGCUUUAGUAGUUAUUCCAAAUGAGUUCAAUCAGUCUGCCAGAUUCAAACAUUACAUUUCUACAUGAAACUUGUUUCUCUGCUUUGCUCUGUUACUAUUAUUAUU
Rubroshorea leprosula is the source of this 2348-nucleotide messenger RNA. The record is from the annotation of a GenBank genome assembly. Lineage: Eukaryota; Viridiplantae; Streptophyta; Magnoliopsida; Malvales; Dipterocarpaceae.